Molecule: messenger RNA, 783 nt
Organism: Capsaspora owczarzaki ATCC 30864
Lineage: Eukaryota; Filasterea; Ministeriida; Capsasporidae
Exons: 7
Coding region: 18-635 (205 amino acids)
Cellular component (GO): mitochondrion; cytosol
Molecular function (GO): peptidyl-tRNA hydrolase activity
Source: RefSeq, a predicted model, not a curated record
UCUAUUGCAAAUACAGUAUGCUGGGAUCGGUGGAUUCGACGACGAUUGCGUGCGCAGUGACGGCGUUUGUCGGUGGAUGGGUGGCGCAUAGCGUGCUGCAGCAUGUUCAAGCUCGAUCGCGUGCGAACAAGGCCAAGGAGGCCGAGAACGAGAAUGACGAUGAUGACGAUGACGAGUACGAGGACGACGACGAGGAGGACGACGACGAGGAAGACGACGAGCAGGUGGCGGCCACGAGCGCCGAGACAUUGCCGCCAUACAUCAACAGCGUCGGAUUGAUGGAAGAUACAAAGAUGGUGCUCGUCGUGCGAGCGGAUCUCGAGAUGGGCAAAGGCAAAGCUGCUGCACAGUGCUGUCAUGCGGCAAUCGCCGCUCUGGAGCUGGCAACCCAUCACGCCCCGCGUGUCGUUCGCGCAUGGUCGCGCCAAGCACAUGCCAAGGUUGUUCUGAAAACGCCAGAUGAAGCUUCGCUGUUUGAACUCCAGAGGAAGGCGCGCCAAGCCGGUCUGGUGUCUUACAUUGUUCGCGACGCUGGACGUACGCAAAUUGCCGCAGGAUCACGAACUGUGCUUGCAGUGGGUCCUGGUCCGGUUGCUACCAUCGAUAAGGUGACGGGCGGUCUGAAGCUUUAUUGAACGGCGCCACAAGCCGGCUCGCAGAAAUUGUGAUGCUUUGCCAUGUUUUCGACCUGCAUGACUGUGUGCUUUCCAUUUAAUCAGAGGUUUUAUUGCUAGUGGAACAUGGCAGAAUCCUGUUUUUGACUCCUAAUGUAGUGCAAGGACG